Molecule: messenger RNA, 918 nt
Organism: Talaromyces marneffei
Lineage: Eukaryota; Fungi; Ascomycota; Eurotiomycetes; Eurotiales; Trichocomaceae
Exons: 5
Coding region: 1-918 (305 amino acids)
Biological process (GO): mitochondrial L-ornithine transmembrane transport
Molecular function (GO): L-ornithine transmembrane transporter activity
Source: RefSeq, a predicted model, not a curated record
AUGGCAGACUUAGAAAAGGUUGAGCAGGAGCUCAGUGCGGGUUGGGUGCGCACGGCGAAGGACUUGUUCGCCGGUGCUUCGGGCGGUAUAACACAGGUGUUGCUAGGUCAACCUUUCGAUAUUGUCAAGGUCCGCCUACAGACAACCUCUCAAUAUUCUAGCGCUCUGGACUGCGCGAAGCAGAUUCUCAAGAAUGAAGGCCCUCUCGCCUUUUACAAGGGUACUUUGACCCCUUUGAUUGGAAUUGGAGCUUGUGUGAGCGUUCAAUUUGGUGCCUUCCACCAAGCAAGAAGAUAUUUCGAAGAGCAAAACUUGAAAAAGUCCCCUCUCAACCCCGGUCUUUCUUACGCACAGUACUACCUUGCCGGUGCCUUCGCUGGUGUCGUUAAUUCUGUCAUUUCCGGACCCAUCGAACAUGUCCGUAUUCGACUACAAGCACAACCACAUGGUGCUGGACGAUUGUACAGUGGUCCCAUCGACUGCGUGCGCAAAAUUUCCGCUCACAACGGCGUCCUCCGUGGUCUGUACCGCGGCGAGGUCGUGACUAUCUUCCGUGAAGCGCAAGCCUACGGAAUGUGGUUUUUGACCUUUGAAUAUCUGAUGAACCAAGACGCCAAACGCAACAACAUCAAGCGAGAGGAAAUCUCCAGUCUCAAAGUUGCCACCUACGGUGGUCUUGCUGGUGAAGCACUGUGGAUAUUCAGCUAUCCAUUUGAUGUCAUCAAGAGCAAGAUGCAGACUGACGGCUUUGGUGUCGAGCAAAAGUACAAGAGCAUGUCGGAUUGUUUCAAGAAGACCCUCGCGGCUGAAGGAUAUGCGGGUUUCUGGAAGGGUCUUGGACCUACGCUACUCAGGGCCAUGCCAGUUUCGGCCGGUACAUUUGCUACCGUCGAGUUGGUGAUGAGAGCUAUGGGUUAG